Entamoeba dispar SAW760 is the source of this 801-nucleotide messenger RNA. RefSeq lists its product as uncharacterized. Lineage: Eukaryota; Evosea; Mastigamoebida; Endamoebidae. The transcript has a single exon. Gene Ontology annotation, biological process: intracellular protein transport; vesicle-mediated transport. Gene Ontology annotation, cellular component: membrane coat. Bases 1 to 801 code for a protein of 266 amino acids. The record is from RefSeq and is a predicted model, not a curated record.
AUGAGUGAUCUUCUUUGUUUUGAUGGUGGAAGUUCUAAUCUUAUUGGAACUACUUCUAAAAAUGUUUUAGAUUUUGAUGAUGAUUCUUCAAAGAAAAAUGAUUCAAUGAAAGAUAUUUUCUCAAUUGGAAAACAAACUCUUCCAAUUAAUCGUUUAACAGCAUUACCAAAAACACCAACUGAUAUGAAAGUUGACGCUUCAUUAAUUCAUGAAGCUGGUAGUUUAUUCUUACAAUUAGAAAUUACAAAUAAUAGUCCUUUAACAAUGACUAAUUUCCAAAUGCAAUUUAAUAAAAAUGUUUUUGGUUUAGUUCCUGGUCAAUUAAAUAUUGAUGCUAUUCCUCCAAACAAACGUUGGGGUGCUUUACUUCCCGUUGGACUUAUUCCUCCUGAAAUUACAACUCCUGUCUCUUCUCGUUUAGAAGUUGCUAUUGCUAAUUCUACUCAACAAAUCUAUUUCUAUAUCCUUGAAAUGCCAAUCAGUUUAUUAAUGAAAGAACAAUCUCAACUUGAUAUUGCUAAUUGUGCUAAUUUAUGGAAUUCUCUUCCAAAUACUAUGUCUAAAGAAUAUAAAGGCUCUGGACUUCAACUUAAACUUCAAAAAUUAUCUACUUUCAUUUUAGUAGCUUCAAAAAAAGUUAAUGACAAAGAAUUAUUAAUGUACACAAUUAAAUUCCUUAAUAACAUCGAUGUUAUGCUUGAAAUUACUUCUACUUCUAAAGGAUAUAAAAUCCUUGCUAAAUGCAUAGAUAAACAAUAUUUAUCCUUUAUUUUCAAAUUCUUAGAUGGGCUUUUUAAUUAA